AUGGGCACCAACGAGGUGGACCUGUCUCAGGUGCAGCUUUUGGUCCUGGACGAGGCGGACCGGAUGCUGGACAUGGGCUUUGAGCCGGAGAUCGCCAAGAUCUUGUCCCAGGCGCCAGAUGAACGGCAGACGCUGCUCUUCACGGCGACCUGGCCCAAGGCGGUGCGCCGUAUCGCGGAGAAGUACCUGAAGCCGGACUACCUGCACGUGAACGUGGGCGACACCGAGGAGCUGGCGGCCAACAAGGCGGUCAGCCAGGAGUUCUUCCGGCUCGGGGACGACGAGAAGGACGACAAGCUGUGGCAAAUCCUCAGCGGGCUGUCGGAUGACGCCAAGGUCAUUUGCUUCGCCAACACCAAGAGGCGCAUCGACGGGUUUCAGAAGACCUUCUGGGCCAAGGGCUUCGAGUCCGUGGCCCUGCACGGGGACAAGCUCCAGAAGGACCGGGACCGGGACCUGGAGAAGUUCGCGAAGGGCGAGACCUGGCUGCUCUUCGCCACCGACGUGUGCUCCCGGGGCCUCGACAUCAAAGGCGUGACCCACGUGGUGAACCUGGACAUGGCCCGGGAUGUGGAGAGCUAUGCCUCGGGUCCCAAGAGACCGGAUCCAACUGCCAAGCGCUCGCUUGCGAUCGGUUUCGAGAUGUUUCGAACAGGCAGCUUUGCUGGGUUCGCGUGUCGAGAUGUUUCGAGGCCCUGGGAUAUGUCCGGCUACAAGACUUUGGAGAUCACCCUUGAUCCGGAGCUGAACGCCUCCUUCUGCCGCCGGGGCCGGCGUCGGCUCCGCGAGAUCCAGGCUUCCAGCCGCGCGCAGCUCAAGUUCGACCGCGCCCGAGGCGUGCUGCGCGUGAGCGGCUCGGAGGCUGCAGUGCAGGAGGUGCAGCGGCAGUUGGAGUGCCUGGGCGGCCCCCGAAAGUCCGUCAACAACGCGGUGUGGGCUGAGCUCAUGCGAACUCGCAUGUCGGAUGACUCCACGAGCUCCGCGGUGCAGCGCAUCCAGCAGCUCAGCGGAUGCCGGGUCCACAUCGAGCGCACCGCCAAGGAGGUGCGUCUCUUUGGGCCCAAGCUGGCGGUGACCGCCGCCGCGCAUUUCCUGGAGGAUUUGCAGGCCCUGUGCACUCAGAAAGAGGUCGAGCUCGACAGCGUCUCAGGGACAAACCUCCAGCAGGUGGCCCAGCAGCACUGCGUCACCAUCAUGGCGGAGGAAGAGCACUGCAACGUGCUGGGCUUCGACUUCGCGGUGGAGCGGGCGCUGCAGCACCUCCGCGAGGGUCGAAGGGCGGAGGACUCCGCGCCGUGCGCGGAGACCACGGCGCAGAUCGCGGCGGCGCUGGUGAAGUUGGCGGGGGACGGCUCCUCCGUGAGCACCUCCGGCUCCGUCAAGGCCCAAUUCGAGGAUUCCGACUACUCCAGCGAGGUCGAGGACAAAGAGAAGGCGAUAGGAGCCAGCCGAGAAGAGCAUGGCAACCAUUCGUGCUGCUGCCCGAGCUGCGGCGCCACGAACUUCUGCGUGAGCUGCGGCUCGCCCAACGAGCAGUUCCAGAUGUAUCAGAUGCAGAUGCAGGGCAUGCCCAUGCAGGGCAUGAUCAUGAACAUGGGCUCGGGCAUGAUGCAGAUGCCAAUGAUGGCGGCCGCCACGCACUGA
Messenger RNA from Effrenium voratum, 1644 nucleotides. The record is from the annotation of a GenBank genome assembly. Lineage: Eukaryota; Dinophyceae; Suessiales; Symbiodiniaceae.